AUAGCAUCAUCAGAUACAAAAUGACGAAACACCGCGUGACGAGUGGCGCCUUCAAGUCGCACAAAUGUUUGUGGCGUCUCUUUCUCUGCGCGCAUUUGGCGCUGCUCCUCUUCGCGAGUGGUUUCCUGGUGGGGGGUUUUCUCCUCCAAUGGUCAGAGUCCUCGUCCGUGGGGAUGUUCAAGCUGGGUGUGACGACGUCCUUGGUCCACCUGUGCUGGGGGGUUGCCGGCGGCCUCGCCUUCGCCGCCGUGAUCGGCAUUCUGGCGCAGACGGUGUGGAAUCGACCCUGCGCUUGGAUCCUGUACUGCACCACGUUGGGCGGCUUGGCCCUCGACCAGCUCUCCCUGGGCGGCUCCGCGCUCGGAAAGGCCUCCAACAUGAAAACCGUCAACAUCAACCUGCUCAAACAGAUGGAAUAUUACGUCAAGGAUCAGCCGUACAAUGUCACGGAUGAGUCGAAUAUCAGUGAAGGAAGAGAAAGAGAAGCAGAAUGGGAUUCAAUCCAGCAGGAUUACAAGUGUUGCGGCCUCUCGAACUACAAAGAUUGGCAAGGGGUACGUUUUGGGAGGACGAGUUUGACGGUGCCACGGUCGUGCUGCCUCCCCAGCGAGAAGAAGAGUGACAAAUACUGCAACGUCAACAUCCUUCCGGAACACCCACGCGCCUCGAGCAUCAUUUACACGGAUGGAUGUCUCCAAAAGCUGGUCCGAGUUAUGCACAUUAUGCUCCAAGCCGUCGGAUUCUACUCAAUUUUGCUCAGUUUGGUCCAAUUCGGAUUCGUCGGGGGUCUACGUACCUCUUAAUUGCGAGAUAUAUGUAAAUUUACAAGUGAUCUGUUUUUUGGAGGAAGACUUUUUGCAAACAAUGUGAAUCUGAGAUAUUUGGGAAAUAUAGUACAUAAAUUUGGUUGCAAAUCA
This is a messenger RNA of Folsomia candida, 917 nucleotides long. Its product is annotated as tetraspanin-21-like. Gene Ontology annotation, cellular component: membrane. Lineage: Eukaryota; Metazoa; Arthropoda; Collembola; Entomobryomorpha; Isotomidae. The coding region runs from base 21 to 803 and encodes 260 amino acids. The record is from RefSeq and is a predicted model, not a curated record. The transcript has 3 exons.